AUGGCUGCCGCUGCCGACCCGACCGCGCUCCUCGCGCAACUACAAGACCCACAAACAUCCAAACCCCUCUCGAUCCUCCACCUCGCAGAACCAAUCCUGGAAUCUGAAGCCUCUGCCGCGAAUCACCCCUCCUCGGACUCAGCUGCUGCCCAGCGCGAUCUCGCAACCUCGACGACCUCCGCCCCAGACACCACCUCUGUCGUACUGACACCAUCCACACUCGGGGCCGAUCUCCAACACUACCGCGAUCUCUUCUCGAAGCUACGCUUCAGCUACCUUGAGCAAGUCACCAAGGAGAAAUACCUGCGCAGCAUCGUUGGCGACCCGCCCCUCCUCGUGACGCCAAAAGACAAUGCCGAGCUAGAGGCCAAACUGGUGGGCAUGAAAGCGGAGCUGAAGGCCAAGAAGGCGGAGACCGACGCGCUAGUGACGGAGCUCGAGGGCGUGGCCGCCGCGCUGGCGGCGCAGUACGAGGGCGUGGAGAGCGGCAAGGUCGCGUUGCGGGCGCUGCCGGCCGAGGUGGAGGACCUGAAGGCGCAGGUGGCAGUGUUGAGAGAGGAGGUGCAGCGCAAGCAGACGGAACUGGGCAGGGAAGGGGACGAAGAUCCGAGGUACGCGAUGCGUAUGGAUGCGACGGCACAGGCGCUCGAGGAGCAGCGGAGGGCCAAUGAGGCGAUUGAUCGCGAGAUUGCGGAGCUGGAGAGGCGCUUGCCGGGCAAGAUGCGGGAGUGUGAGCGUGCGGAGAGGGAGUUGGAGGAGAUGGAGAGGCAGAGGGAGGAGAUCACGAGGCAGGCGAGGGAGGUCAAGCGGAUACGUGAGGAGGGCGGGAGGGAUCUGGUGGGCGAGCGCGGCCGUUGGUAUACGGCGCAGGAGGCGGUGUUGAAAGGGCUGCUUCGGACUUGA
Molecule: messenger RNA, 903 nt
Organism: Cyphellophora europaea CBS 101466
Lineage: Eukaryota; Fungi; Ascomycota; Eurotiomycetes; Chaetothyriales; Cyphellophoraceae
Exons: 1
Coding region: 1-903 (300 amino acids)
Biological process (GO): attachment of mitotic spindle microtubules to kinetochore; kinetochore assembly; protein localization to kinetochore
Cellular component (GO): kinetochore
Source: RefSeq, a predicted model, not a curated record